Menidia menidia (Atlantic silverside) is the source of this 180-nucleotide messenger RNA. The record is from the annotation of a GenBank genome assembly. Lineage: Eukaryota; Metazoa; Chordata; Actinopteri; Atheriniformes; Atherinopsidae.
AUGUAUUCAUCAUUUGAAGGGGUAGAUACCACAGUAGUUGCUAUUCUAUUUUCAAAUAAAUUGAAUUUACAUCUCUAUUCACAAAUCAAGGAUGAACAAGGACACUACAUACUAGUAAAAGACCACCUGGAAGCUCUAAACACCAAACCAAGAUUCAUUUUUACAUGUUAUCUGGGGACU